This is a messenger RNA of Drosophila innubila, 2124 nucleotides long. RefSeq names its product dnaJ homolog subfamily C member 5 homolog (gene Csp). Gene Ontology annotation, biological process: regulation of neuromuscular synaptic transmission. The record is from RefSeq and is a predicted model, not a curated record. Bases 156 to 908 code for a protein of 250 amino acids. NCBI's taxonomy places the organism in Eukaryota, Metazoa, Arthropoda, Insecta, Diptera, Drosophilidae. The transcript has 7 exons. Gene Ontology annotation, cellular component: type Is terminal bouton.
CAUAGUCAUUUACAAUUUCGUGACAAAUAUAACAAAUGUGUUGUUUCUCGAGUCUGUGAGUGCGUGCGAAAAUAACUAGUGUUCAUAAUUAAUUACUAACGAUAGUCGUCACAUCGUAUCAAAGAGGUACCGGCAACAACAGCAGCAGCGGCAACAUGAGCGGAGGUGGCAUGGAUAAAAGAAAACUGUCCACAUCGGGCGAUUCGCUGUAUGAGAUAUUGGGACUUCCAAAAACAGCAACAGCUGAUGAUAUCAAGAAGACUUAUAGAAAACUUGCACUUAAGUACCAUCCAGAUAAAAACCCUGACAACGUUGAUGCUGCCGAUAAGUUCAAGGAGGUCAAUCGAGCACACUCGAUACUGAGCGAUCAAACUAAACGCAAUAUCUAUGAUAACUAUGGCUCACUGGGUCUCUACAUUGCCGAGCAGUUCGGUGAGGAGAAUGUGAAUGCAUACUUUGUGGUCACAUCGCCAGCGGUGAAGGCCUUGGUUAUUUGCUGCACUGUGUUGACGGGCUGCUGCUGUUGUUGUUGCUGCUGCUGUUGCUGCAACUUCUGUUGCGGCAAGUUCAAGCCACCAGUGAACGAGUCGCACGAUCAGUAUGCACAUUUAAAUCGCUCCGAUGGCAAUCGAGAGGCCAGCGAUCUGCCACCGCAUCUGGGACAGCAGCCACGUCUUGAGGACGUAGAUCUCGACGAUGUGAAUCUGAGUGCAGGAGGAGCACCUGUUACCACUCAACCACGAGAGCAAGCUGGCGGACAGCCCGUAUUUGCUAUGCCACCACCCAGUGGUGCUGCCGUUGGCGUCAAUCCAUUCACCGGAGCUCCAGUGGCAGCCAACGAGAACACGUCGCUGAACACAACAGAACAGACCACAUACACACCAGAUAUGGUUAAGCAAAAAUAUUAAGUUCAUGCUUCAAGCGAGACAAAUCCAAUUGUUGAGAGCGUUUUGAACAGCCACACACAUUUUAUAUAUUUAAAUUAAUUGAUCUUUUUGUUAAUAAUUUGGUAUGUUAUACAGAUGGAAAAUAUAUACAUACAUACUUAUAUUUAUCAUAAGCUUUAGAACAUAAUUCUAAUUUAAAUUAUGAUGCUGAUUGUAAAGCGGCAGCUGACAAGUUUUAAUCGAUCCGAUACAAACUAUUUAACACACAAUGUUGUUGCAAUUGAAAGAGCGAUCAAAGUAAUACAAGUACAUAAUUUUCGAAAUCCAAAAACUCACUUAACGCCAUCUGAAUGCAAACUGAUUUGAAAACAAUUCGAAUUAUACUUAAUAUUAACACAGGUGCAUUACUUGUGCUAACAGAUACACACAAAUACAUUCAUUCAUUACAUGUAAUCAAUAUUCAUAACACACUUCUGUAGUUAUAAAAUCUGCAAAUACAUAUUAUCUAAUCAAUUACGAUACUUGAUACUUAGCCAAACUGUUAUUGGCAUAUACAUACAGUAAAAAAGUAUCAACAAAAUAUUUGUAUGUAUGUAUCUACAAUUAUAUUUCAACCUAAGUGAGUUUGAGAAAAAAAUUAAAUUAAUUAAAUACUUAUAAUCAUAUAUUUAUAGUAUUCCUAUAAAACGAAUCGUAACUAUAAAUCCUUCGUACUAUUGCUGGCUUUUUAAUUGGAUUGCAUCGGAUUGUGAACUGUUAACUGCAAGAUUAAUUUUAAUACUUAUUAUGUAUGUCACAUUUAUAACAUACAAACUUAACCUUAGUUUGCAUUUGUAAGUGUGUGUGUGUCUGUGUGUGCGUGUUGCCCAUAGCUAAGAAAAUUGUAAUUGUUUAUUGUUAAAACUGAUCAAAAUUUCGUGUGGCAUACGAAACCUGUGACCAUUUAAUAUCUAUCUAAUUUUCAAAAUAGGUUUAUAACGAAAUUGUUAAAAUAUGUAUGUAAAGAAUCCAAUAAACUGUUUCUCUUGUUAAACGGUGGGUCACUGAUUUGACAAAAUCAAAGCAAAAGUGGCCCACUGUUAUUAACUGAAAAUGUAAAUACAUAAGUCAAGUUAAACAGUCUAGAAUUGCACCCAAAAAUGAAGUUAAAGAAAUGAAAAUUAAAAUUCUCUUGCGAUUCAUCAAGUCGUUUUAUGGAAGGAUAUCAUUGUAAUACAAAUAUAUGUAUAAUCCCGGA